ACAAGAUUUCUUUGUGUUUUCAGUAGUUGAAAAGAAGCCAACUGUCUCCAGCAUACCCAAGACCUGCUCUGAAGACCUCACUCAGGAGCACUGCUCAGAGCCAGCAGAGCUGAAACUAGCUGGAGGCUCCAGUCCCUGCUCCGGACGGGUGGAGGUGUGGUUUGAGGGAUCCUGGGGGACAGUCUGCGAUGACUCCUGGGACCCGAAGGACGCCCAGGUGGUCUGCAGACAACUAGGCUGUGGGGCAGCGGAGAGCACAGGAGGGGGUGAGGCUACGUUUGGACAAGGAAACGGCACCAUAUGGCUGGACGAGGUGAACUGCAACGGCAGCGAGAUGCACCUGUGGGACUGCCGGCACUCUCCACUGGGACACAAUGACUGCUACCACAAAGAGGAUGCAUGGGUUAUCUGUGCAGAUGUUCCAACUACUACCAGCCCCCUGGUAAAAAAAGGACCCUCUGCACCCAGUGAGAGAGACAUGACCAUCCCAGUGAUAGCCUGUGUCGUGCUGGGAGCUCUGCUCUUUGUGGUGCUGGUCCUGUUAGCCGGGCAGCUGCAGCACAACAAGAUGCUGAGGAGAGGGAUUGCUGAGGAUCUUGACCCCUUCCAUGAAGCCAUUUACGAGGAGAUUGAAUACAAGCUGGCCAGACAGGGAACCUAUGGUGUGCCCAGGAAAGGGAGUUUCCUUUCUGAUGAGUUGCCCUAUGACUACGAUGAUGUGGAGGACAGUGAGGGGAACCCCAUCCCAGGUGAAUCGAUGCCCUCUCUGGAAGGAGAGGUCCCAGGGUACUAUGACGAUGCCAUCCCUUUGAACAGCAACCCAGAAGAUUUAUCAGGGAGUUUCCUUUCUGACAAACUUCCCUCUGGCUACGAUGAUGUGGAGGACAGUGAGGGGAAUCCCAUCCAAGGUUUUCCCCUCACUCCCCCUGGAGAGGAGAGUGCCUGGGCCGUGCUGCCCCCUGAAGAAGGGCCCGCUGCACCUGACAGGACUGACUACGAUGAUGUUGGGGAGGAGUGAGGCUGACAGUGUGUCUGGGAGGAGAAUAGAGGGGCAGCUGGAGUCCCCAAGAUUUCUAGAUCUGUAAGAGCGCCAUUAACUGUAAACCUGCCAGACAGUUUCACUGCCGUUCCAGCCUUCCUCUGGGAUUUCACUGUGAAACUCCAUUGGCUGAAUAUUUAGCAGGCUUCUCAUCAAAGCGCUUCAUGUUAAAUAUAUGAGUGUUGCCCUUUAUGCUGCAAAAUUGCAUUUUUUUUUUUCAAACAAGCUGUUUACAUUAAAUUAGCAAACAUGUCCUGAAUGCGAACUGAAACUGAGAAAUUAUAUUUUCCUAAGAAAAAGAAAUAAUCAAAUUAUGAGUGUUGCAGAGGAACC
Molecule: messenger RNA, 1372 nt
Organism: Polyodon spathula (Mississippi paddlefish)
Lineage: Eukaryota; Metazoa; Chordata; Actinopteri; Acipenseriformes; Polyodontidae
Product: antigen WC1.1-like
Exons: 9
Coding region: 335-1018 (227 amino acids)
Cellular component (GO): membrane
Source: RefSeq, a predicted model, not a curated record